This is a messenger RNA of Pocillopora damicornis (cauliflower coral), 1101 nucleotides long. RefSeq names its product lysophospholipase D GDPD1. NCBI's taxonomy places the organism in Eukaryota, Metazoa, Cnidaria, Anthozoa, Scleractinia, Pocilloporidae. The record is from RefSeq and is a predicted model, not a curated record. Gene Ontology annotation, biological process: glycerophospholipid catabolic process. Gene Ontology annotation, molecular function: phosphatidylcholine lysophospholipase A1 activity; phosphoric diester hydrolase activity. Gene Ontology annotation, cellular component: endoplasmic reticulum membrane.
CGUAGCGAUCUCUUUCAUUAAAAUUUCCAAAGAGGACGGAAAGUCGGUGGCCUGAAAACAGGGAUUUGGAGCUUUGACAUUUGUUGAUCCCAAGAUGUUAGGCUGGGCAAUAGCUUUGCCAAUAAUUGGAACCUACAUUGUAACUUCUGUAGUCCUUUUAAACCUUCCUUGGCUCGUUCAUAGGAGGAAACAAACGAAGUUCCGUUGUCGCCACAUUAGUCAUAGAGGAGGGGCUGCAGAAAAUUUAGAGAAUACGAUGACAGCCUAUCAUCAUGCCUUAAAAAUGGGAACAGAAAUGCUUGAAUUAGAUGUUCGCCUUACAGCAGAUGAACAGGUUGUUGUAUGUCAUGAUGAUGAACUUUCCCGUGUAACAAACACAGACUUGAAGAUUUGUGACUUGAAUUUCAAGGAUUUACCUUGCCUUAGCAGAACACUUGCUGUACAAUUUCAACCAGGUGUGUCAUGUGAUAUGAAAAACGAUGACUGUCACAUUCCACUGCUGGACACUGUUUUUGAGGCAUUUCCUAAUAUUCCAAUAAAUGUGGAUAUCAAAACCAACUCUGAUCUACUAAUAGACAAGACUCAUGAACUGAUCUCCAAGCAUAACAGAAAGGAUUUAACAGUUUGGGGAAACUUUUCUGCAGAUGUUACUGAAAAAUGUUACAAAAAGGAUCCAGAGAUUCCAGUCAUGUUUUCAAUGAAGCGUUGUGCCAUACUGGUCUUCUUGUUUUAUUCUGGUUUACUGCCAUUUAUUCCUAUCAAGGAAUCCUUCUUAGAGAUCAUGUUACCUGUCACGAUGAUCAGACGUUUUGAAGUGCCUCGUACUAUGAAGAUCUUGUGUCAUAUAGUUGACUGGUUUUUAAUCAGCCCAAUCCUUUUCAACCAUUUGGAAAAGAGAGGAAUCCAGACCUACUUGUGGGUGCUUAAUGAAGACAGUGAGUUUGAUUUUGCUUUUAACAAGCUCAAGGUUGCUGGUGUCAUGACAGAUUAUCCCACAAGACUCAGGGACUAUCUGCGCAGUAGCAAUUUAAAUCCUGGGCAGCCUGUGCCUACUGCUAAUGGAAGCGAAAGGAGUGAACUAAUUAAAAAGGAUUAAACAUA